AUGGGCCUGAUUCAAGCUGCUGGGAUUUUGAAGACUGUUGUUGGGUUCUCUCAAUGCUACGAAGGUUUAGUCAAGGAAUUUAUUGUUAAUAUUCCUGAGGAUAUUUUUGAUAAGAAUAGCAAGGAGUUCUGCAAGGUGUAUGUGAGGGGAGAAUUAGAGGUUACAGACAAUCAGGUCUGUAGGGAGAUUACAGCUAAGCAAGUGAAAGUUUGGCCUUUUAAAAAGCAUCUUCCUGUUGGGAAGUUAACUAUCAAGUAUGUUAUCCUGCAUAAAAUAGGAGUUGCUAACUGGGUCCCUACCCACCAUAUCUCUACCAUUGCUAAUACUCUUGGGAGGUUUAUUUUUGUUGUUGGGACAAAAGUGAAAUUUGACUGUGGUAGAUAUAUGUUUGAUCAAAUCAUCAAGCAUGCAACUACUAAUGCAAUUAAGUUGCCAAUUGCUUUUCCCUCUAUGAUCUGUGGAAUUAUCUUGAAUCAACAUCCUGGUAUUUUAUGCUCAAAUGAUUUACCUAGUAGGAGAAAACCAGCUUUGUCUGUGCACUACAAACUCUUUGAAGGCAGUCAUGUUGAGGAUAUUGUCUUGACAUCUGCCAUGAGGAGGCCGAUCUUAAAAGUUGGAGCAAUUGUUGAGCUUAAGGAGACAAGAAAAGAGCUAGGUGUAGGGAUUAGGGUAGCCACAACUAGAAAACAAUCUUUGGGAGCCUUGAUUGAAAGCUUGAAGAAGGCUAAGGGUGAAAAUGUUGAACAUGCUAAUGUCAUCCAUGAAGAAGAAGCUAAAGCCCACACCUCUAGUGAGAGGUCUGCUAACAAUGAUGAUGCAAGUGACAAUUCUGCUUCUGGUGUUGCUAAAGAGGCUGCAAACUUAAGCUCUACUGAGUAG
Molecule: messenger RNA, 879 nt
Organism: Lathyrus oleraceus (garden pea)
Lineage: Eukaryota; Viridiplantae; Streptophyta; Magnoliopsida; Fabales; Fabaceae
Exons: 2
Coding region: 1-879 (292 amino acids)
Source: RefSeq, a predicted model, not a curated record